UCUCCUCCGACCCCACCAUGCGUCAUCCAUCGAUGACCGUCAGUCAUUUCACCAAAGUAUGCCAACACCAUUCUAUCCUUCCUUGCCAUUGCGCCCUUCGAUCUGUGCAACGACUCCACGCGUCCCGUCCUCUGAAAAUAGCAGCGCAUAUUGCUCCGCAUCAUCCGCAUCUUUUGCUAGUUUCGUGACACGCACGCUUCUUCCACCCUGGAUCCUAAGACGGAGCACAGAAACGGAGAGAAUUGAAGACAGGCAUCAGCGCAUUAUGGCGGAGCGCACAGUCACCGUCGUUGGUCCAGACAGCGGCCCAGAGGCCCCGUUCCCGCUGCUCAUGGAAGGCCCCGUGCAGCAUGGACAGAAGCGAGGCGGCGAUAAGCUCGGCAUCCCAACCGCGAACCUCCCCGUUGACCGCUCGGGCAAAGAAGACGCCGCAUCCGGCGUCUACUUCGGCUACGCCUCCCUGCUACUGCCGUCCACGCACGCCGACCACCCCUCCAGAUCCUCCAACUCCAACCCCAACCCCCCAGAAAAGAAAUGGCACAUCUACCCCAUGGUAAUGUCCAUAGGCUACAACCCCUACUUCUCCAACAAAGAGCGUACCGCCGAAGCGAACCUCUUACAUAUCUUCGACGACAGUUUCUAUGACGUGCCGAUGCGGUUGCUGAUCCUGGGGUACAUCCGACCCGAGCUCGACUACGCGGGCAUGGACAAGCUGAUUGCCGAUAUCAAUGCCGAUCGCCGGGACGCGUAUGUGAGUUUGCGAACGCGGAAGGGGUGGGUGCCUAAGGAAGGGGCUUGGAUACCUAGUGAAGAGGAAGUGGAGGUGGAGGCGGAGGGUGAGCGAAAGAGGAAGUGGCAAAUAACAAAGGACGUUACAUGGGAGGCGGGGACGUUGGAUGCGAGUUGGUUGGUCAGGGAUUGAGUGGCGAGACAUUCGAAAGGGAAAUAGGAAAUGGGACCAUAUUAGAAAUAGAAGGGUUGAUACAGCAUCUGACACGUAUAUAGACCGCGCCUGAACGGACACAUCGUGAUUUAUGAAACUAAAAGCUUUGU
This is a messenger RNA of Pseudomassariella vexata, 1053 nucleotides long. RefSeq lists its product as uncharacterized. Bases 59 to 922 code for a protein of 287 amino acids. Gene Ontology annotation, molecular function: riboflavin kinase activity. Lineage: Eukaryota; Fungi; Ascomycota; Sordariomycetes; Amphisphaeriales; Pseudomassariaceae. The transcript has 2 exons. The record is from RefSeq and is a predicted model, not a curated record. Gene Ontology annotation, biological process: FMN biosynthetic process; riboflavin biosynthetic process. Gene Ontology annotation, cellular component: mitochondrion.